Molecule: messenger RNA, 2562 nt
Organism: Sporothrix brasiliensis 5110
Lineage: Eukaryota; Fungi; Ascomycota; Sordariomycetes; Ophiostomatales; Ophiostomataceae
Exons: 2
Coding region: 1-2562 (853 amino acids)
Cellular component (GO): nucleus; mitochondrial outer membrane; cytosol
Source: RefSeq, a predicted model, not a curated record
AUGUCGUCACUCAGGACAUGGUUCCGGGGCAGCUCGGCGCCGGCGUCUAACAAGGCGGCCAGCCGCGAGGCCAGCCCGGCUGUCUCGGCAUCGACGUCUUCCACGGCCAUUUCUGCUGCUGCUGCUUCAUCUUCUUCUCAAGACGAACCCACGUCUUCCGUAUCCCCUGCCGUCGCACGCGAGCUGUCCGACCUGCAGGACGCCAUGGCCUCGACGGCCCUGCUGCUCAACGACGACAUGGAAGGCGCCGAGACCCGCCUGCGCGCCCGCAAGGACAGCUCUGUUUUCCACCUGAUGGGCCUGGGCGUGUCGACGUUUAUGCGGUCCGUUCUCGGCUUCGAAAAGGAGUUUAUGAACGAGGCCAACGCCCGUCUGCUGGAGUGCGAGUCGCGCGCCUGGGAUGAGAUGAAGAAGGCCCAGUCGGCCGCCAGCGGUGGAGGCGGUGGUGGUGGGGGGUGGCUUGGAGGCCGGGCCACAACAACGACAACGGCGGCAGCCCCGACGUCAGGUACCCAAAUCUAUCCUCCUGGCAGCGAGUACGCCCUGGUGCACGCCGAGUCACAAAUCAUGCUGGCCGUCGUCGCCGAGCUGCACGAGAGCCUGACAGAAGCCAUCCGCGGGUUCUACAAGCUGCGCAAGGCCUUUGUAUCGCUCAGCGGCAUAAUCGCGUCGGAGGAGGCUUACCUGCGGGGCGAGACACCUGUGCACGCCCACGGUACUGGCGAGAGACGCUUGUCGUACACAGAGGACCCCAUGCCGGGCGCGUUUGACGACAGCGAGUUUGCCGACCUAGAGGCCGAGGCUGCUGCCGAGGUGGAAGCGGAAGCGCAGCGGCCGACUCUAAAGGCCGGCGGUGCCAAUGGUGCCAAUGGUGAUGCUGAAAAGCAGGAGGCGGUGCCUGCCCCGGCGACACCCACAAAAGCAACCACAUCUCCCCUCUCCGAAAAGACAGCGGCACUUUCGCUCAACGGCGGCGCGCCACGGGCUAGCAGCCAGACAUCGCGCAGCCUGGCUUCGACGCCAACAGCCGCGGUGCCGUCUGCUACGUCUUCCGCUGCUGCCGCGAUGCGUGCCCGCAGGCGCCACCUCGACACCCUCACCAACCCCGUCGAUAUUUUCGUGCACUCGGGCGUCAACCUGUGCUUCGGUCUGCUGUUGUUGCUCAUCUCCAUGGUGCCGCCCGCCUUCUCGCGCCUGCUGUCCAUCGUCGGCUUCAAGGGCGACCGCGAGCGCGGCGUGCGCAUGCUGUGGCAGAGCACCAAGUUUGCCAAUAUCUACGGCGGCCUGGCGGGCCUCGUGCUGCUCGCGUACUACAACGGCCUGAUGGCCAACGCCGACAUCCUGCCCACCGACGACGACAUUGCUUCAUCCAAGUCGGGUUCUACCGCGAGUCACGAAGACGCCGACGACGAGAUCGUCGGCUACCCCAGGGAGCGCUGCCGCAGGCUUCUGGCGCACAUGCGCACGCUGUACCCGGACAGCCUGCUGUGGGUUUUGGAAGAGGCCCGGCUGCUGUCGACGGAGCGCAAGAUCAAGGAGGCCAUGGCCGUCCUGCAGAGCGGUGGUGGUGCGACUUCGGACGGCAAGCCGCGCGUGGCCAAGAUGCGCCAAAUCACGGCCCUCACCAAGUUUGAGCUGGCCAUUGACUCCAUGUGCGCCAUGGAGUGGGACACGAUGCGGGAGGCCUUUUUGGCCUGCGUUGAGCUCAACACCUGGUCGCCCGCGCUCUACUACUACAACAUCGGCUGUGCCGAGCUGGAGCUGUAUCGCACCGCCUUUCACCGCGCCAAGGCUCUGGCGGCCGAGGGCGAAGCACAAUCGCAGGAAGCCGACAUCGCCGCCACCGAAGCGGCAAAGUACAAGAAGGCCGCCGAGGCGCACCUGCGCAAGGCGCCCACGAUGGCCGGCAAGAAAAAGUUCAUGGCCCGCCAGAUGCCCUUUGACGUCUUUGUGAUCCGCAAGGUGGCGCGCUGGGAGGACCGCGCCAAGCUGCACAAGGUUGACCUGGCCGACGCCGUCGGCGUCAGUCCCGCGCUCGAAAUGGCCUACCUGUGGGGCAGCGCCAAGCGGCUGCCGGCCGACCUGCUGGAGCUGGCCCUGACAAAAUACCUGCCGUGGACACGUUGCACGGCCGAUGCGGCCGUUGUCCAGACCUUCCAGGCGGCGCCGGACGAGAGCGGCAUCGGCAGUUUAUGUCGAGCGGCGCUGCUGCGGGCGCUGAACCAAGGAGAGGCGGCCAUGAAGGUGUUGGAAGAGGAGUUGUUUGUCCAUGACAGGUCCGCCUUCAAAGGCCCGCUCAAAGACGACUACGUUCAGGCGGCCGGCCACUACGAAGCCGCCGUCAUCCUCUACAUGCAAGCCAACGAUCCAGCUAUGUUUCCAAGCGGGGACGACGCCGCCGCCGUCGACACGUACCGCCGCUCGCGCGUCAACGAGAGUCUGGCUGAACUCGACAAGGUGGCCAAGUGGGAGACGUUUGUGCUGGACGCGCGCAUUGGCAUGAAGCUGCAGACGGGCAUUGGCACGAUCAAGUGGCUCAAGGAGAAGAAGGGGUGGGCCUAG